Messenger RNA from Mobula hypostoma (lesser devil ray), 413 nucleotides. RefSeq names its product anterior gradient protein 3-like. Lineage: Eukaryota; Metazoa; Chordata; Chondrichthyes; Myliobatiformes; Myliobatidae. The record is from RefSeq and is a predicted model, not a curated record. Gene Ontology annotation, cellular component: endoplasmic reticulum. The transcript has 4 exons.
AUGAAAGGUUGGGGAGACGAUUUAACAUGGGUUCAAACCUAUGGAGAAGGGCUAUUCAAGGCAAGGAAAAUGUAAUAAGAACCACUCGUAUUAAUAUUUUGCAUUAGAGAAGCAUAUUUAAAUCCCUCUAUGACAGUGAGAGCUGAUAUUGCAGGGAGGUACACAAACCGUCUCUAUACAUAUGAACCUCAAGACAUUCAACUAUUGAUUAGUAACAUGAAGAAAGCAAAACGUUUGCUAACAUCUGAGCAAUAAAGAAGAAGAGCAAUGCUACUUGUUCUAAUGUGAGAGAGAGGAAAGAGGGUUUUAUUUCCUUGUACAUACAAGUUAAUCUGAGUUACUGCUUCAUGCUGAUUAAUACUCAAAGUCAAUCUGCAAGAAUGUACGCAAUGCCUUAAUUUUCAUUUCUGGUA